Messenger RNA from Cynara cardunculus var. scolymus (artichoke), 3466 nucleotides. RefSeq lists its product as uncharacterized. Bases 94 to 3159 code for a protein of 1021 amino acids. Lineage: Eukaryota; Viridiplantae; Streptophyta; Magnoliopsida; Asterales; Asteraceae. Gene Ontology annotation, molecular function: phosphatidylinositol binding. The transcript is spliced from 14 exons. The record is from RefSeq and is a predicted model, not a curated record.
CAAUAAAGUUCCUGAUUCAUCAUCACCCACCCACUAGCUUCUUCUUUUGUUUAAUGCUUAAUUUUGGCAAUUAGGUAUUAGGGUUUAGACUCAAUGAAGGCCAUGGAAACUUUACAGGAUCUGAUCGAAGAAGCAAAGCUUCGUACUGUGUGGUGGGCUCUUUGUAUCUUCGCUGUCUCUUACUUCUUAGCUCACACCAGUAAAUCAAUGUGGAUGAACGUUCCUAUAGCUAUACUUUUGGUUUCGGGAUCACGGAUUCUGUUAAACGAAGUUGAAUUCCGUUGGAAGAUUAGGAAAACCCGGCCAGAGACGUAUUUGUCACACUUGGAAAAGAAGCAGUUGUCUGUGAAUGAUUCAAGGCUUUCCACGUUGCCUCCCCCGCCUAAAUGGAAGCGGAAAAUCGAUUCACCGGUGGUUGAGGCUGCUAUGGAGGAUUUUAUUAACAAGCUUUUGCAAGACUUUGUUGUUGAUCUGUGGUAUUCAGAUAUUACGUCAGAUAAGGAGGCACCUGAGCUGAUUCGAGCGAUCAUUAUGGACGUUCUUGCUGAAAUAUCCGCAAGAGUGAAGAACAUUAACCUUGUUGACUUGUUAACGAGGGAUGUAGUUGAUCUAGUUGGGGUCCACCUAGAGCUUUUUAGAAAGAACCAAGCUGCUAUCGGUGUGGAGGUUAUGGUAACAUUAUCGUCAGAAGAAAGAGAUGAACGGUUGAAACAUCAUCUAAUGGCUUCUAAGGAGCUUCAUCCCGCUGUGAUAUCUCCCGAGAGUGAGUACAAGUUUCUCAAGCGGAUUAUGGGUGCUGUUGUGGCUGUAGUCCUAAAACCACGUGAAGCUCAGUCUGCUUUAGUUCGUUGCAUUGCCCGAGAGCUUUUAGCUUGUUUGGUUAUGGAACCUGUGAUGAGAUUUGCAAGUCCCGCAUAUAUCAACGAGUUGCUUGAGCUUAUUUUCAUUGCUAACGAGGGAGGGAAAGAGGCGGAUGAAGAUCAAUCGGCUAAUUCUAAAGGCCAUAAACAGGAUCAAGCCGUUGCUACAAGCUCUGCAAAAAGGCCCGAUCUUUCUUAUAGUCACGAAAGUGAUGUGAAACUUUCUAGGCAUGAUAACGAGAUAGCACUUCCUUUAGUUAAAUCUUGUAAUAUCUCUACUGGUUUAAUUCAAGAAGAAACAAAGCAUCCGGCUGCUGCUGAUUGGGCUCGAAUUCUUGAGGCAGCAACCCAGAGAAGGACAGAGGUUCUUCAGCCGGAAAAUCUUGAAAAUAUGUGGACCAAAGGAAGAAACUAUAAGAAGAAAGCUCUGAAGAAUGCUGCUAAAGGAGUACAGUCUUCUACAUCAGCCGGGGUUGGAAUAGACGGUGGAAUCAAGCAAACUAAGGGAAAGGAAAUAUCGCCCAAAAAGCUCGAGACUUCAACCAGCGUAGGGAUCCCACCAAAGCCUCAUUUAGACGGUCAACGGAAAGACCAUCUUUUUGACGUUGAUCAAAGUAACGCAUCGAAUUUUGAUGGAGGAGGAGUUGAAGAAAAAUCUAUAGUUGGUGGUGGAAGUAAAAAUAUCUUUAGAAAAUCAAACAGCGCUUCUGAUUUGAACAAUCAAACUCAGAUUGAAACCGCAUAUCCAGAAGUCAGCCGAUCGAUUAUCACAGAGUUUUAUAGUGCAAAUGUCGGCAAACGUGAUGUACAUAAUACGAAUGCUGGUUUUGAUAAAGUAUUACGCAUUGAAGGAUAUGUUCCGAAGCUUAAGUGUCGGGUUCUAGGAGCGUACUUUGAGAAACUUGGUUCGAAAUCGUUUGCGGUCUAUUCAAUUGCAGUAACAGCUGCUGAAAACAACACUUGGUUUGUAAAAAGAAGAUACCGGAAUUUUGAGAGAUUGCAUCGACAACUUAAGGACAUCCCGAACUAUACGUUACAUUUGCCUCCUAAAAGAAUAUUUUCGUCAAGCACAGAGGACGCGUUUGUACAUCAGCGCUGCAUUCAGCUCGAUAAAUAUCUGCAGGAUCUUCUGUCUAUAGCUAACGUUGCGGAGCAACACGAAGUAUGGGACUUUUUGAGUAUUUCUUCAAAGAAUUACUCGUUUGGGAAGUCUUCUUCGGUAAUGAGAACCUUAGCAGUCAAUGUGGAUGACGCUGUGGACGAUAUCGUCCGUCAAUUCAAAGGCGUUUCAGAUGGUUUGAUGCGGAAAGUUGCUGGCCCAUCUUUCACUUAUGAACCCGUGUCUUCGGCUACAAGCAGAAGUUUAACGUGGAAAGCAGAUGAACUUAGUAAUUCCUUCACGAGACAAACUACCUCAGAGUCGGCUAAUAGUCUUUCUGAUAACGAGGACCAUGACAAAGAGGAAACAAUUGACCAUGAUGAGACGGAUUCUAGUGCACCACUUAACGGGUGGCAUUCUGACAGCGAGUUAAACUCGAAAGGAUUUCCACCAAGGGUUGUCAAGCAUGAUGAACUUAUAAGAAGCUUAGAUACGGACAAAAGAGGAGUGCGAUCCGAAAUACUCAAUCUGGCUGCAAAUUUUCCUUCAACUUCCAACCGACUGGAAGAUCCGCUCGGUGUGCCAGCAGAGUGGACACCACCUAACGUGAGUGUUCCGUUGCUAAAUUUGGUGGACAAGAUAUUUCAACUCAACCGAAGAGGCUGGUUAAGACGACAGGUGUUUUGGAUAUCAAAGCAAAUUUUGCAGUUAAUGAUGGAAGAUGCUAUCGAUGACUGGCUCUUACGCCAAAUACAUUGGCUCAGGCGAGAUGACAUCGUGGCUCACGGGAUCCGUUGGAUCCAAGAUGUUUUGUGGCCGGAAGGUGUGUUUUUCACGAGAUUAAAUGCUCAAACUCAAACGGGUUCUCAAUCUGAUCAAGAUUCUCCGCGAACUGCAAGUCAUCCAUCUAGCAGUAGGGUGAACAAACAAGGGUCGUUCGAGGAGCAACUGGAGGCUGCUCGAAGGGCUAGCGAUGUCAAAAAGAUGAUCUUUAACGGAGCACCUUCUACAUUGGUCAGCUUGAUCGGUCAUAACCAAUACAAGCGUUGUGCAAAAGACGUAUAUUAUUUUCUCCAGUCUGAUGUAUGUUUGAAGCAACUUGCGUACGGAUUACUAGAACUCGUGAUCAUAACAGUCUUUCCCGAGCUGCAUGAUAUCAUAACCGAUGUUCACGAUAAGAAGCAAUUCCCGCCCGUAUAGAUUCGUCUUUCGUUCAUUGUUUCCACAAGUUUUUACAAGUUUUCAGAUGACAAGAUUUAGAUGUUUACAUGGUCUUGUUUUCUCUUUGGGUUUCUAGAUGUUCAAAUUCUUAAUCUGAUCUCGUUUUAAUUGUACAAAAAUUUGUAGUUAGGAUGUGCAUAGUUUGACGAUACCGUGUACCCUUCUAGUGAACCAUUUUGACCGUAGUUUUGUCGUUUUUUGAGUCGUUUGAACCGAAUGUUCUUCCCUUGAUGCGAUGAAUUGGCUUGAAAAUGUUUCUGUGUAAUGGAAAUUCAACGUUUUGACU